AUGAAGGUUACGUCUCUCCUCACUUCCCUCCUGCUCGCGCCGAUCGUGGCCAGCCAUGCGAACCACGAUAUCCAGCAGGAGCUCAUUCAGAGACGUGAGUUCCUCGAGAACAACAAGGUCAACCUCAACCACUGCGCCGAGAAGUUGAGGAAGCGAGGCCAUGAUAAGCGCGCCAUCAAGCGCCGCAGUGAGAUUACCAACAAAUUGCGAAAGAGGUCCAACAUUAAGGCCCGACAGGAGAGUGACGAGACUGUUACUUGGAAACACUCUCACCAUUCUGACGAGGAUUACACCUUCGAGACUGACACGUCCAUCGUUUUCUCGGGCAAUAGGUCCUGCAUCCUCAACCCCGAGGUUACCGAAGGCCCUUUCUAUGUUGCUGGAGGACUUGUCCGCCAGAACAUUGUCGACGAGCAGCCUGGUGUCCCACUAGCUGUGGAUAUUCAGAUCAUCGAUGUCGACACAUGUGAGCCUGUGGAGGGCGCCUAUCUCGAGAUCUGGCACUGCAACUCCACUGGUGUUUACAGUGGUGUCCUGUCCGAGAUGAAUGGCGUCGGGUCGGCCGAUCCCACUAACCUCGACGCCACCUUCCAUCGUGGUUACCAGCCUACCGACGCCGACGGCGCCGCCCAAUUCGAGACCGUCUUCCCCGGCCACUACCAGGGUCGUGCCACCCACAUCCAUCUCAUGGUCCACCUCGACCCCGAAGUCCGCGAGAACAACACCAUCGUUAAUCUCGACGUCGCCCACGUCGGCCAGAUGUAUUUCGACGAUGACCUUAUUGCCGAGGUUGAGCAGUUCGAGCCCUACACUACCAACAAGAUGCUCCUCACGCCCAAUGCCAACGACUUCAUCCUGGCCCAGGAGGCCGCCGUCACCGAUCCUCUCUCCGAAUACGUUCUCCUUGGUGACUCUGUUGAGGAAGGAAUCUUUGCCUGGUAUAGCUUCGGUAUCAACACCACUUUAGUCCGCAAGGUUUCGGCAGCCGCUACUCUUUACGAGACUGGCGGCGAAUCAAACCCUAACGCUGGCGGCCCUGGCUUCGGUGCCCCGAUCGGCGAUUUGCCAGAUGGUUUCUGCAUUCCAGCUGGUGGGUUCCCAGCGCCCCCCGGGGGUGACGGUCAGCCCGGUUUCCCAGGUGGCUUCCAGCCUCCUGAGGGCUUCGAGCCUCCUGAGGGUUUCCCUGCCAUCCCUGUAUGUGAGGAAACUGGAGAGCCAGCUGAAGACGAGGAACCAGCUGAACCUGAGGAACCUGUCGAGGAGGAACCUGAAGAGCCCGAGGAGCCUUCUGGGGAUGAAUAG
Molecule: messenger RNA, 1302 nt
Organism: Scedosporium apiospermum
Lineage: Eukaryota; Fungi; Ascomycota; Sordariomycetes; Microascales; Microascaceae
Exons: 4
Coding region: 1-1302 (433 amino acids)
Molecular function (GO): ferric iron binding; oxidoreductase activity, acting on single donors with incorporation of molecular oxygen, incorporation of two atoms of oxygen
Source: RefSeq, a predicted model, not a curated record